AGCGCGAGCGGCGCCGUCACAAAAGGAAGUGGCGGCGGCGGGUCCGUCAGCGCGGGGAGGGGCGGGGGCGGCUCCGGCACCUCCGGGAGCACCGGGAGCACCGGGAACAAGCGGCACCGGCACCGGCACCCGCGGGGCGGCCGCGGCGGGGGCCGCGCCGCGCCAUGGCCCAGCAGCAGAUGAGCAGCUCGCAGAAGGCGCUGAUGCUGGAGCUGAAGUCGCUGCAGGAGGAGCCGGUCGAGGGCUUCCGCAUCACCCUGGUCGACGAGUCCGACCUCUACAACUGGGAGGUGGCGAUCUUCGGGCCCCCCAACACGCUGUACGAGGGCGGGUACUUCAAGGCUCACAUUAAAUUCCCUAUCGACUAUCCAUAUUCACCACCUACCUUCAGAUUCCUGACCAAAAUGUGGCACCCCAACAUUUAUGAGAAUGGAGAUGUAUGUAUUUCAAUUCUUCACCCACCUGUAGAUGACCCACAAAGUGGAGAGCUGCCAUCUGAGAGGUGGAACCCUACCCAAAAUGUCAGGACUAUCUUACUGAGUGUAAUCUCUUUGCUUAAUGAGCCCAACACAUUCUCCCCAGCCAACGUGGAUGCAUCAGUCAUGUUCAGGAAAUGGAGGGACAGUAAAGGAAAAGACAAGGAGUACGCCGAAAUCAUAAGGAAACAGGUUUUGGCUACCAAAGCUGAGGCUGAGAAGGAUGGCGUGAAGGUCCCCACUACACUGGCAGAGUACUGCAUCAAAACUAAAGUGCCUUCCAAUGACAACAGUUCAGAUUUGCUUUACGACGACUUGUACGAUGACGACAUUGACGACGAGGACGAGGAGGAGGAGGACGCCGACUGUUACGAUGAUGAUGAUUCUGGCAACGAGGAGUCGUGACCUGCUCCCUCUAUGCCCCUGUACUGCCCUGCCGACUCAGGCCAGAAGGGAGCAGCGGUAACCUAGCAGCAGUCCAGCAAAAAAAGUGGGGGGGGGGGGGAAAAAGGGGGGGGGGGGUGUCAAAAAAAAAAUGAAAAAAAAGAAAAACAAACAAACAAAAAAAAAACCCAACACAAAACUUUGUCUCCUGCUGUCUCCUGUUGUAUGGAUCUGUUUGCUCCUUUUUUAUGGACCUCUUAGAGACCCUCCACAGAAUGUCUGAAUUCUUGCAUUCUUAACCCUUUCAUCACUGUAUUAAGAUUUCUUUUUAAAAAAGAAACUCCCCUUUUCACUUCUCUACAAAACGCUCACAGCAAAACAGGUUUGCUCGCGUUUAGAUUCUUGAAUUAAAUACAGUCUUGCAUUGAGAUGUUUAAUGUAUUUAAAGCUGGAACAAACCCAUUGGAAGCCGGGUUUUCAGGAGCUCAAGUGCUGCAUUUACUGGGAAGAAAAAAAAAUCCCCACGAAGCAAAUUGCCAAGGUUUAGCUGCUCCAUUUACAAUAAUAGCGUGUGUACAUUCGUUUAGCCUUGUGGUGGUGGCUUUUCCUUUAUGAGGUGUGGGGCGGAGAGUGUAAAGCUACUGUGUGUUGAGCUUGAUGGGAUGUCACUGAAAGGUACAGUAUUCCUUUUCAGCCUGCUAAGUUAGGAAAUAGCUGGCCCCUGGAGCCCCAGAGGGCACAAUCAGCUUUGUCUCUGGAAAAGGCUUGUGAGAUGAACCCUAAAAUAAACACUUAACACUUCACAUCUGUA
This is a messenger RNA of Manacus vitellinus (golden-collared manakin), 1671 nucleotides long. It is a transcript of the gene UBE2R2, whose product is annotated as ubiquitin conjugating enzyme E2 R2. Gene Ontology annotation, molecular function: ubiquitin conjugating enzyme activity. The transcript has 5 exons. The record is from RefSeq and is a predicted model, not a curated record. Bases 165 to 881 code for a protein of 238 amino acids. Gene Ontology annotation, biological process: ubiquitin-dependent protein catabolic process; protein polyubiquitination. Lineage: Eukaryota; Metazoa; Chordata; Aves; Passeriformes; Pipridae.